Messenger RNA from Asparagus officinalis (garden asparagus), 2101 nucleotides. RefSeq names its product methionine--tRNA ligase, chloroplastic/mitochondrial. Gene Ontology annotation, molecular function: methionine-tRNA ligase activity; ATP binding. Gene Ontology annotation, biological process: methionyl-tRNA aminoacylation. The transcript is spliced from 12 exons. Gene Ontology annotation, cellular component: chloroplast stroma; mitochondrion. The coding region runs from base 62 to 1879 and encodes 605 amino acids. The record is from RefSeq and is a predicted model, not a curated record. NCBI's taxonomy places the organism in Eukaryota, Viridiplantae, Streptophyta, Magnoliopsida, Asparagales, Asparagaceae.
CCCCUCUGCAAGAUAAAACCUCUCACCGUGAGCUAAACAUUCUUCUGCCCCCAACGAGAGGAUGGCGUCGACCAGAGCGCUGCUCUCUUCUCACAACGCCCUGCACCUAAUUUCGCCUCUCUCCUCAUCCAUCCAUUUUCGACCUCAAACCCUAACCCUAACCCCUUGCCUUCGCCUCCUCCGCUGUUCCUCUUCUUCCUCCCCGACUCGGUGCCAGCAGGGAAAGGGGCAGGACGAAACCCUAGCCAAGAUGGAGCCUUUCGUCCUCACCACCCCUCUUUAUUACGUCAAUGCCCCUCCUCACAUGGGCAGCGCCUACACCACCAUCGCCGCCGACGCCGUUGCUCGCUUCCAGAGGCUGCUGGGGAAGAGAGUUGUAUUCGUUACAGGUACCGAUGAGCACGGUGAAAAAAUUGCUGCUGCUGCUGAGUCGAACAGCUGUAGCCCCAAGAGCCACUGUGAUGCCGUCUCAAACGCGUACCAAAUGCUUUGGAACGAUCUGGAUAUAGCAUAUGACAAAUUCAUCCGUACUACUGAUCCAAGUCAUGAAGUGGUUGUGAAGGAGUUCUACUCAAGAGUGCUUAAGAAUGGUGACAUUUACCGGGCUAAUUAUGAGGGGCUUUACUGUGUAAAUUGUGAAGAGUACAAGGAUGAGAAAGAACUGCUUGAAGAUAACUGUUGCCCCAUUCACAUGAAGCCUUGUGCACUUCGCAAGGAGGAUAACUACUUUUUUGCCUUAUCAAAGUAUCAGAAGUUGUUGGAAGAACUUCUAGUUAGCAAUCCAGAUUUUGUGAAGCCUUCAUAUCGGCUUAAUGAGGUGCAAAGCUGGAUAAAAAGUGGCUUGAGAGAUUUCUCCAUAUCACGCUCGUCUGUUGCAUGGGGAAUACCUGUACCAAAUGAUGAUAAACAAACUAUUUAUGUCUGGUUUGAUGCUUUGUUAGGAUAUAUUUCCGCACUAAUGGAGGAUGGCGAGAAACCAGCUUUACAAAAGGCUGUUGAUUCUGGCUGGCCUGCUUCGCUACACUUAAUAGGCAAGGACAUUUUACGGUUUCAUGCAGUCUAUUGGCCUGCAAUGUUAAUGUCAGCAGGGAUAAGCCUUCCAAAGAUGGUGUUCGGUCAUGGAUUUUUGACGAAGGAUGGUAUGAAGAUGGGGAAAUCACUGGGAAAUACACUUGAACCAAAGGAUUUGGUGCAUAAGUUUGGUUCAGAUGCUGUUAGGUACUUCUUCUUGAGGGAAGUGGAAUUUGGUAAUGAUGGAGAUUAUUCAGAGGAACGUUUCAUCAAUAUAGUGAAUGCACAUCUUGCAAAUACAAUUGGAAAUCUUCUCAACCGUACCCUUGGACUUUUGAAGAAAAAUUGUCAGUCCACUUUAGCCGUGGAUUCCACUGUCGCAGCAGAAGGAAAUAUGCUCAAGGAUACAGUUGAAAGAUUGGUGGACACUGCCAGACAUCAUUACGAAAAUCUCUCAUUGUCAUCAGCAUGUGAAUCAGUACUAGAGAUAGGUAAUGCUGGUAAUCUCUACAUGGACGAACGUGCUCCGUGGUCGCUCUUUAAGAAAGGAGGUGCUGAUGCUGAAUCAGCUGCAAAGGAUCUUGUCAUCAUACUAGAGGUGAUGAGGAUUAUCGCAGCUGCUUUAUCUCCAGUAACUCCAAGUUUAUGUCUGAGAAUAUACACACAGCUUGGCUUUUCAAAGGAUCAGUUCGAAGUAAUAACAUGGAGUGAUACCAAAUGGGGAGGGCUGAAAGCAGGUGACGUAAUGGCAGAACCAAAGCCAACUUUUGCACGGAUCGAAAUAGUGAAAGGAGAGGAGGAAGUCCCUCGCAAGGCUGUCAAAAGCAAGAAAAAAAUAUCUCAGAGUCAAGGACUUGUUGAGGCUUAGUUUUUUCUUCUUCCAGAUUUGUUGGUUCAUAUCAUGGAUGACUUGCAUUAUUGGAGAUUUUCCUCCAUGUUAUUUUUGAUUUUUAUCUCAUACUGGGUCUAGUAAGUUAAAUGUAAAAUUCUUUUUGUCCAAAGAGAGUUCCUCAAGUAAAUCUCUUUGUAUCAUACCACAAUAAUCUUAUUUUUCUGAGAUUCUUUUUACCAUGAUAUUGAAAGUUUUUCU